AUGACUACCGAUAAUUUAUAUUGUAGAAUGAGUUUAUAUGAUAAAAAUUAUAUUAAACUAACAUCAGACUUCUAUUUUACAUUAACAUCAGAUGUUUUAAAAGAUCAUAUAAAAGAAAGUAAACCACUUAAUGUCCCACUAGUAUCAAUUCCUUUAAAAGAAGAAUUUAUUGGAGAAGAAGAAAAUUAUGUUGUGUUACAAGUUUAUAAACAAAUGGAUCCAAACAUUGAUUUUGCACGAGAAAUUUUUAGUGACGAAGGUCAAAAAGAAUUAAAAACUAAAAAAAAAUAUAUUGAUGGAAUUAAAGAAUCAACUCGUAUCUUUGAACAAAAAGGAAUGUUACAAUUAUUAAUGUUUAGUGCUGCGUUAAUUAAAUUUAAACCAAAAUAUGAUCCAUUUAAAUUAGUUAAACCAGUAGGAGAUCCUAAAGAUGUUGUUUCAAUGAUUAAAGAUGUUGAUAGAAUGAAAACUUGUGGGUAUUGGGAAUUUCUAUUUAAACCAUCAAAAAAAGAAGAUGUUCAUUAUGAUGGAUUUAUGGUAACUAAUACUCAAGAUGGGACAAAUGGGUCUCAAUUUUGUACUAUGACUGAUUUAUCUAUUCAAGAGAAAGAGGAUAUUUUUAUGGAUUAUGAAAAUUUAUUAUUCGUUUAUCCAACUGAAAUUUGUCUUGGUAAAGAGAAAAAAAGAAAUGGAGUUUGUGUUACUGUUUAUCUAAGAGAUAAUGAUAAUGACAAAUUUACUCCAGGAGUAUCUAAACCAAUGGCAGCUAUUUAUCCAAUGGCUAAUACUCCUAUCCAAUCACUUACAAGGUCAUUUACUACUGCUGUAUCAGUAGACAAGAUUGGUCAUUUUAUUGAUGAAAUUAAGAUCCAAUUGCCUUUCCCUUUAACUGAUAAACACCAUUUAUUAUUUCAUAUCAAAGACAUAAAUUGUGAAGAUGGAACAGAGGGAAGACAUUUCUAUGCUAAACUUCCAUUAUUAGAUAAUGGACAAAUUAUUGAAAAUAAAGAACACACCGUCCAAAUUAUGAAAGAAAUGACAAAAAAAUAUUUAAGUGUAAUUGAUAAUUAUGAUGUAACAAAAGUUUAUUUGAAGGUCAAUAUUCGAUUAGUCUCUACUAUUUAUCCCGAACAUUCUUCAAUUUCAAAAUAUUUAUCAGGAACAGAAAACAUUAAUAAUAUCAUUACUGUUGAUAGUAGACUGGAUAUCCUUCAUUUCUUUCCUUCUAUUCUUCAAAAAUGUCUAGAAGAUGCUACUUCAGGAAAACAAGAAAGUCUUAUUAAGUUAUUUGAAAUAGCCAAUUUGAUUGAAAAUAAUAAAGAGAUGUCUCAAGACCAAAAAGAAAAGUAUCGAAUAUAUAAGAGUCCAAUAAUACUCGAUAGCAUCAAUCAUUUUGUUUCAUAUAAAAGUGAUGAUGGGAGAUAUUAUUGUCAAGUUAUUACUUCAUUAUUACCAGUAUUAUUUGCUAAAAAUGAGAAUAUUUGUAAAGAACGAUUAAAAUAUAUGAGCAAGGAAAAUAUGUUGGAUAUAAUUUAUCUACAAAUGUUUCUUUAUGUUCUGAAUUUAUUUGUUAUUGUUCAGACUUAG
Molecule: messenger RNA, 1587 nt
Organism: Entamoeba nuttalli P19
Lineage: Eukaryota; Evosea; Mastigamoebida; Endamoebidae
Exons: 2
Coding region: 1-1587 (528 amino acids)
Biological process (GO): positive regulation of GTPase activity; small GTPase-mediated signal transduction
Molecular function (GO): guanyl-nucleotide exchange factor activity
Source: RefSeq, a predicted model, not a curated record